AUGGGCGACCAUGUUACUCCUCUUGAGAAAUUCUUCCUCGUCAUCCAGACUUUUAUGUCCGGGAAGCAGUCCGGCACGCCGAUGACUCAAUCCGCCGCAUCGCGGAUCCAAGCGGCGGAAGCCAAGGCCGGAAACGGCGGAGUGAAAGCGGGCGGCUUUGCUGCGCGCGCGCAGUCCGCGGCCGCGCGCACUGGGGGGGAAAGCAAGGGGGGCUCUCAUUCUGCCCACUCCUCUGGAAGGACUAAGGGUUACAAGUGA
This is a messenger RNA of Klebsormidium nitens, 258 nucleotides long. NCBI's taxonomy places the organism in Eukaryota, Viridiplantae, Streptophyta, Klebsormidiophyceae, Klebsormidiales, Klebsormidiaceae. The record is from the annotation of a GenBank genome assembly.